AUGGACGACAAAAAGAUUGUCGAAGGUGAGUCCAAGCACUCAUCUCAGCAAUACCACGAGAAUGACGUUGGUAGUGCUGCCAACGAGCUGGCUGUCCCUGACAAGCUGCAGUCGACAAGAUAUUUGGUGAUUCGUAAAACUGAAAUCUUGGCAGAGCAGUACAAUGCGUGGUAUUACCGAAUCAUUCUGCUUUUCUGUGCUUUCGUGUGUGGUUACGGAUACGGACUCGACGGCCAGCUGCGAUACGUGUACACGACUUACGCCGCCAGCUCUUACGGCGAACACUCGCUUAUCUCCACUAUCGGUGUCAUCAACGCCAUCAUCGGAGCUGCUGGCCAACUGCUGUAUGCUCGUCUAUCUGACACUUUCGGAAGACUUACACUGUUUUUAACAGCGGUCGUUUUCUACGUCGUGGGAACAAUUAUCGAGUCGCAGGCGUACGAUAUCCAACGGUACGCUGCCGGUGCUGUGUUCUACAAUCUGGGCUAUGUUGGGAUCAUAUUGGUCCUCCUGCUGAUCUUGUCCGAUUUUUCUUCUCUGAAAUGGAGACUGCUUUUCCAAGUCGUACCAACCUGGCCCUUUAUCAUCAACACCUGGAUCUCCGGUAACAUCACUGAGGCCGCCAACCCCACGAAAAAUUGGUCAUGGGAUAUCGGCAUGUGGGCAUUUAUUUUCCCAUUAUCUUGCGUGCCUCUUGUUUUGUGUAUGCUGCACAUGAGAUAUAAGGCCAGAAAGACGCCCGAGUGGAUCGCUUUGAAGGACAAACAAACGUUUUUCCAGAGCCACGGGUUUUCCAACCUGAUGAUCGAGCUUUUUUGGAAGCUCGACGUGGUUGGUAUUCUUCUGCUUGUGGUAAUGCUCGGUUGCAUUUUGGCACCUUUGACUUUAGCAGGAGGUGUGAAGAGCCAAUGGAACAAUUCCCAUAUCAUUGGUCCAUUUGUAUUAGGCUGGGUUUUGAUCCCAAUCCUCCUUUACUGGGAAAAAGUUUGGGCAAGAGAUCCUUUGGUGCCAUACGAUUUAGUCAAGGACCGCGGCGUGUGGUCUGCAAUGUCCGUUUCGUUCUUGAACUAUUUUAUCUUUUCUUUGGCCGCGGGGUACCUGUACACCAUACUGAUUGUGGCGGUUGAUGAAUCCACAAAAUCGGCUACAAGAAUCUCGUCACUGUCUUCCUUUGUGUCGGUUGUGUGGUCGCCAAUUUUUGCACUUUUCAUCACUAGACGUAAAAAGCUCAAGCCUUACAUUGUAAUGGGAUGUGCUUUGUGGAUGUUGGGUAUGGGUCUGCUCUACCAUUACAGAGGUGGUUCGUUUGCACAUGGAGGUAUCAUCGGUGCCUUGGUUGUGUGGGGUAUCGGUUCAACCAUGUGGACAUAUCCAGUCAAUGUGUCGGUACAAUCUGCAACAUCGCACGAGAACAUGGCCACAGUCACCGGGCUCAACUACACGACUUACAGAAUUGGUGGCGCAGUGGGCUCCGCAGUGUCCGGUGCUAUUUGGACCCAACUUCUGUACAAAAAACUAUUGUCUCUGCUUGGCGAUGCCAAAGUGGCCACGGAGGCGUACGCUUCUCCUUACACCUUUAUCUUGAAGUACACAUGGGGUACUCCACAGAGAGAGGCUGCGGUCCAGGCCUAUAGACACGUUCAGAAAUACGAGACUAUUGUUGCUUUAGUUUUCACAGCUCCUUUGCUAGCGUUCGCUCUCUGCUUGAGAGACCCCGAUUUGACGGACAAGGUUGCUCAUGAGGAUUUGGAAGGCAACGCUCAGGUUGCUCAAAACGAUUCUGACUUGAUAAUUGACUGGUUCAAAUCCAAAAUGGGACGCGCCCACAAAGAGUAA
This is a messenger RNA of Lachancea sp. 'fantastica', 1836 nucleotides long. The record is from the annotation of a GenBank genome assembly. Lineage: Eukaryota; Fungi; Ascomycota; Saccharomycetes; Saccharomycetales; Saccharomycetaceae.